Messenger RNA from Aureobasidium vineae, 2454 nucleotides. Lineage: Eukaryota; Fungi; Ascomycota; Dothideomycetes; Dothideales; Saccotheciaceae. The record is from the annotation of a GenBank genome assembly.
GGUCGCGCGACUAAGGGUCAGCACACCAAACUCGAGGCUGCCGAAGUCAACACACCCAAGAACAAGAAAGGCACCGCCACUGCCUCGACCAAGAAGAGUGCCAACAAGAAGUCAGCCGAGCCUGAACCUGAGCCCGAAGCAGACGACGACCCGGACGCCGAGGAGGUCAUUCGCUGCGUCUGUGGAGACACCAAGGACGACGAAGUUGGUCGCCAGUACGUCAGCUGCGACACUUGCGAAGUAUGGCAACACAAUGUCUGCAUGGGCGUGCCGCUGGAGGAGGAGAACCAGCCCGAACACUACUUCUGCGAGAAGUGCGAGCCCGAGAACCACAAGGAGCUGCUGGACGCCCUCAAACGUGGAGAACAGCUAUGGCAGACUCGCAUUGCCGACCACGAAGCAGAGAAGCGCCGAAAACGCAAUGAGAAGAAGCGACCCAAGAGUCGUCAACAGAAAGCUGCACGCCAGAGUGANAGUCAAGUCCGAGGCUCCAGCCAGCGAGCAGACCAGCCCUGCGCCCACUGCUUCCGCAUCCAUCCCACCCCUUCGCAAGACUCUGCUCCUGCUGCUGGCAGCAAGCGCAAGUUCGAGGAGGAGACUCCACAAGAGGAGCAGGCGCAGGUAGAGGCACAGGCCGAGGAGACGAGAAGAUCAUCAUCAGCAGCCACCCAGUCCAAGCGCCGCAAGUCGGAGCAGAAGAAGGACGACAAGGUUGACGCCGACACAGCGCUUGUCGAUGUCAAGGACCUGCCCAAGGAGAGACAAGGUCCUGCUCAGGCACUCAUCAAGGUUUUUGGCGAUGUUGUUCGUGAGAGAGUCACAACUGGUCUUGGUCAAGGCGAGAACGCCGACUCGGUCAGCCAUCAUCAUGCCACACGCAUCGAGUACGAACUGUUCCAAUUGUAUGGCGCUCCUCAAUCGCAAGGUUACACGCAACAAUUUAGAGCCAUCCACGCCAACAUGAAGAAGAACCCCAUGCUCGUUCAACGCAUGCUCGACAACUCCCUGACUGCACACGGCCUCGCAACCAUGUCUACACAAGACAUGGCCAGCGAAGAGCUGCAGAAGCAGCGCCAACAACUCAAGGAAGAGGCCGACAAACAAGCUGUCAUGAUGCGCGACGAUGAAGACGACAAGCCUCGUGUCCGCCGUACCCACAAGGGCGAUGAGUACAUUGACGACCAGGCCGAAAGCACACACGAAUCAGUCUUCACCUCAGCACCUGUGCGCAGUAGAGAGGACCAGGACAAGCCACCCACUCCUGACGCUGAUGCUCCUGCUACUGCUGGUGCUGCCGCAUCCCCUGAUGCCAUGGAGGUCGAUCGCCGCGAAUCAAACUUUGACAUCAACUCUGUCUGGGCAAAGACACCCGCCGACCAACAAGCACAACCCGCUCGCAGACGCAGUUCAUUCGCCAAGACGCAGACAUCUCAAGAAAAGGGCGAGAAGCACGACGCUGAUGUCGACCGCAUGCUCGCUGACGACAAUGAGACCGAUUAUGCCCCUCCCGAAGCCAACGGCGUUGUCUGGAAGGGUCAACUCGUCCAGCCUGGCGUUACCGAGUUCACUGCAUGUGCCCGCCAUGCUGCCGGCAACGACUUCGGCCAGUUCAUGCCUUGGACUGAACUCUUGCCCUCUGUCCUUGAAAUCGAGGGUCGCCUGGAAGCCAAACGCGCUGACGAUUACCUUUGCGGUCUGCAGUGGAGCAAGAAGAGCGACGUGUCAGUUCUCGCACUGACACCCUACGACAACCGCGCUGCUUUCGACCAGAUUUUUGAUUAUUUCGCUACUCGUGGUCGUUAUGCAGUCAUUAGCAAGGGCCGCAGCAUGUCCUCGAUCGUCAAGGACGUUUACAUCACCCCUGUCGGCCCUGGCCACAACCUGCCUCCACACAUCAAUCUGCUCGAGUACAACACACUCGACCCCAACGUACCCGAGCGUAUGCUUGUUGUCACAUUCGUUGUCAACAAGCCUGAUCACUGGGACAACCCUGUCGUACCCGAUGCUCCCCAGCCAAUCGGUGCCAGCCCUGUCAAUGGCAACAACGCACACGGUCCUCAGUUUUCGCCGCGUCCACCUCAGGGAUUCACUCCCAUGCAAAACGGCCACGCUCACCAGCAGCAGUUUGGUGGUGCUGCCAUGCCNCCCAACCCAUAUACCACACAAUCCCCUGUGCCAGCACAGCCCUACUCUGCCCCUAAUUCUGGAGCUGGAGCAUACCCAUCGCCUUCCCCACAGCUGCCCCCUCACCCGAAUCCCAUGGUUCAUGGCAUCCUAGGCCCUUUGGCGCAUACACCAGUGGUUGCCCAAAUACUUUCUGCUGCUGGUAACCAUGUUGAGGAGCAUGUUCUGCUUAACAUGCGCGACAUCCUUGCGUCCGAACCUGCCGCGCGUGACGACUUGAUCAUCUUUUCGCAACGCCUAGCUAACGUGGGAUCGCAGGGCCAACAGGGA